Molecule: messenger RNA, 1440 nt
Organism: Vigna angularis (adzuki bean)
Lineage: Eukaryota; Viridiplantae; Streptophyta; Magnoliopsida; Fabales; Fabaceae
Exons: 4
Coding region: 1-1440 (479 amino acids)
Molecular function (GO): nucleic acid binding; zinc ion binding
Source: RefSeq, a predicted model, not a curated record
AUGGAGAAAACUGUGAGAGAAAAUCCUACAAUGAAGGUCAUGGACAUUAGGGACAAAGUUACUAGGAAAUGGAAUGUAGGAAUUUCAAGAAAUAUGGCGUUUAGGGCAAGAACAAUGGCAAGAGAUAAGGUUGAAGGAUCAUUCAAAGAUCAAUAUAGAAGACUUCACGAUUAUGGUCAUGAGCUGCUGAAAACAAAUCCAGGAACAACAGUACAAAUUAAAGUUGAUAACAGUAAUGGUGAGGUCAUAUUCCAAAGAUUUUAUGCAUGCUUGAAGGCAUGCAAGGAUAACUUCAUUUGUUGUAGACCUAUUAUUGGCUUGGAUGGAUGCUUUGUGAAAAGCAAGUAUGGAGGGGAGUUACUAACAGCAGUGGGAAGAGAUGGAAACGACCAAAUGAUGCCCAUAACAUAUGCUAUUGUUGAGGUAGAGAACAAAGACUCCUGGACUUGGUUCUUGGAGCACCUUAUUGAGGACCUUGGUGGGGCAGCUGUAUGUGCAGGAUGCACAUUUAUUUCAGACCAACAAAAGGGUCUUUUGCCAGCAAUCCAGGAUCUUCUACCUGGUGUAGAACAAAGAUUUUGUGUUAGGCAUUUAUAUUCAAACUUCAGAAAAAAAUUUCCUGAAAAAAACCUUAAACGUCUGAUGUGGCGGGCAGCAACAGCAACACACCCACAACAAUGGGAGACUGAAAUGAGGAAUAUUAGAGACAUAAAUUUAGACGCAUUUAAAUAUCUGCUUGCCAUCCCACCUAGGUUUUGGUCAAGAUCUAGAUUCACCUCUAGAUCACAAUGUGACACUCUUGUGAACAACAUGUGUGAGGGCUUUAAUAGUGUGCUAGUUGAUAGUAGGUCUAAGCUUAUUAUUAGCAUGUUAGAAGACAUAAGGGUUUACAUAAUGAAGAGAUGGGCUGCCAACAGGACAAAGAUCACAUCAUAUCAAGGUUCAAUCUGCCCCAAGGUUUUUAACAGAUUUCAGAAGGAGUCCUGGUUAACUAGAUAUUGGUUACCAAGAAAAUGGGCAAUUACUGGCAUUCCGUGUACUCAUGCCAUCACUGCAAUGAAAUUUUUGAAUAUAAAUGCAGAAGAAUACAUUGGCCACUGGUUUAGGAAGUCUACUUAUGAAGAGACUUACAACACAAUAAUUAACCCUAUCAAUGGACAACAUGUCUGGGAUGUUACACCCUAUGCAGAUAUAUUACCACCAAAGAAGAGGACAAUGUCAGGAAGGCCCAAGAAGAAACGAAGACUAGAGGAAUGGGAGUUGAAGAAGAAUAACAGUGAAUUAAGAAAGGGUGGGCAGAGGAAAACAUGUGCCAUCUGCAAAGAACUUGGACACAACAGAAAAGGCUGUCCACAAAGACCUCCAACAGUAGAGGUUCCUACAGCCCAAUCUUCUCAAGUCACCCAACCUCCAGCAACUAUGCCUUUAUCUGAUGAAUGA